AUGAUGAAGUUCAUUGUGGCUGCUAUUGCUGCUAUUGCUUUGUCCUCAGCCGAGUACUGCCAGAAACUCUGUGAUUCUACGGCGGCGUGUGCUACUUCGAAGUUCGGAUCCUACUGCAAGGGCAACGGUUUAUGCUUCGGCCUGUACCACAAGGACGACGGAUAUUGCUUCCAAUCCACCGAGCAGGAUACCUGUGAUGAUUACUCCCUCGAGCCUGUCGCUUGUCCGGAGCCGAAGCCUACAUGCCAGGAAGUUUGCAACGGUCUCACUCAAUGCCGCGACUCAAAGUGGGGCUCCUAUUGCAAGACUUGGCAGGAUCCUCAGGUCUGUUUUGGUAUCAUCAAGAAGGCUGAUGGCUCUCUCUGCUUCGCUCCCACAGACGAGGAUUGCUAUGGUGAGCCUUAUUAUUGCUAA
Molecule: messenger RNA, 414 nt
Organism: Perkinsus marinus ATCC 50983
Lineage: Eukaryota; Perkinsozoa; Perkinsida; Perkinsidae
Exons: 1
Coding region: 1-414 (137 amino acids)
Source: RefSeq, a predicted model, not a curated record